Molecule: messenger RNA, 2856 nt
Organism: Sporisorium graminicola
Lineage: Eukaryota; Fungi; Basidiomycota; Ustilaginomycetes; Ustilaginales; Ustilaginaceae
Exons: 1
Coding region: 1-2856 (951 amino acids)
Biological process (GO): transmembrane transport
Molecular function (GO): calcium ion binding; ATP transmembrane transporter activity
Source: RefSeq, a predicted model, not a curated record
AUGAGCUCAACCAACGCUUCCACAUCACAACCUCAGGAUCACACAGGCUCGUCAGCCUCGACUCGACUCUCUUCUGGAGCAGCGAAACUAUCAGAACCUUCAUCCUCAUCCUCGACUAAAUCUACAAGCUCGGUCGGAACAUCGUCUCCGGCACAACCCGCCGAUUCACCGUCUCGACUCGGCUCCAAUUUCUGGUCUUCGUGGGUCUCGCCGUCCUCGUCCUCGGCUGUUGCCGCUUCUGCCGCCAUGGAGAAGCGAACAAGGCCACGUCGUCCUUCCUUCGAGGAAUUUCGUGCCGAGGAACCCCCACAGGCCCGUCUCAUUCGCCUUCGUGGCCUAUUCGAUACUCUUCUCGAUGAGGACGAUGAGCAGGCUUUGGCCGGCGGCAGAGCCCGGGAGGAAUGGAUCAAAUCGGCUCGUCGUGCACGCUACGGUGCCGGCGGAAGCCUGGCUCGUGGCAGUCUCGCUCCCUCGGACAUUCGCAACUCCACCGUCGGCUUUGAGGCAUGCACCGCAUCGCCUUCGGCUUCUUCUGCCGACACCUCAUCGCCCUCGAGCUCGACAUCUUCAUCGGCACCUUCCGACAAAGCGCCAUCGUCCUUGUCAUCGACAGACUCGCACCUUCCAGCACCACCACCGCCUCCACGACAAUCGUAUGCCAAGGAGCUUCUCAACCAGUGCCGCAAGUGCCGUGAGGAUCUCGAGGCUCAACGCGAACGGCUCAUCGAGGGGCAAGCCAAACGUUGCGACAGUCCCUCCCGCUCCUCUUCAUGGGGCUUGCCUACCUGGCUCGGUGGCAGUGACAAAUCUCCUGACGCUGUGAAGGACGUUGCCGAAUCCUCCAAAAGCACCAUCGCAGCCGUCAAGGAAAAGAUCCUGCCCAAGGCUUUGUCCGGUUCCUCAAAGGAGGAGGAAGAGAAGGCAUCGUCAGAUUCCACAUCGUAUCUCGGCUCCAUCGGAUCUCUCCUCGGCUACGGAAAUGCAUCGACCUCGGACGCAGAGGCCCUCGGCUACGGCCACAACCCGCCAGAUAUGGAGCACGAAGCUGGUUGGACUGGCAGCGGUGUGUGGGGUCUCUCUGCCGUCGGUCACAAGAAGCGGGCUGCCGAUCGCGACCGGGACGAGAAGGUCCGUCAAGGUCAUAAGGUCGAUGAUGACGGUGGCGCUCGUCAACGACAGAUCGAAUGGGAGGGCUUCCUCGCCUACGCUGAAAACAAGGAGCGUGAACUGUACAAUAUUUUUGUCGAGAUGGACAAGAAUGGCGACAUGCGACUCGACGUUCAAGAGAUCCACACGGCGCUCGAUCGCGCUGGCAUCGACGUGCCGCAAAUCUCGCUCGACGACUUUGUCGCCAGUCUCACCAGCACUCGCACCUUGUCCCACGUCAGCGGCGACAAGACCUACGUCACUUUCCCCGAGUUCCGCGAUUAUCUUCUGUUGCUGCCGCGCAAGCCUUCGGUAUCGGAGAUCUUCCGCUUUUACCAGGUGCGAAAGGCGUUUGGUCUCUUUGGCAUGGGUGGCAUCUUUGCAGAACUCACCGUGGGCUGGGGUAGGACUGAGCGCGGUGCCACGGCUGUCAACUUUGACGGCGACGUCAGCUUGGCGGGAGAAGAGAAGAAGAGGGAGUCGCCCGCGGCCAAGGAGGCGAAACGAGCGGAGAAGCUUGGUAAGCGUCAAGAGGCGGCUGCUGCUGCUGCGACCAAGGCGGUUGACGACGCAGUUGAUUCCACCCCGGACGGACCAGCGUCUUCCUCAUCAACCACAUUGGACAGCAAGGAUGAGAUCAAGCAACAGGUAGCCCAGGAUGCGGCAGCGGCAGCCAAGACAGCGCACGACCAAAUCAUCGACGAGGAAGAGGAGGAAGACGACAAUGACAUGAUCCGUGGAGCCGUCGCACUCAAGUUCUUGGUGGCCGGUGGUAUCGCAGGAGCCGUCUCACGUACAGCCACUGCGCCGUUUGACCGUCUCAAGAUCUAUCUCAUCACCACGGCUCGGUCCCCUGACGUGGCAGAAGCUGCUAAAGCCGCCGUCUCGGGUCAGGCAGGCGCCAAUGGAGCAUCGGCAGCCAAAGCAGCCGGUCAAGGUCUGGGUAUCUUACGGGAGGCGCUGUGGAACCUGUACCGUGAUGGCGGCGGUCUGCGAGCGUUCUGGGUGGGCAACGGCUUGAACUGUCUCAAGAUCUUCCCGGAGAGCGCGAUCAAGUUCCUGUCAUACGAAACGGCGAAGAGGGCGUUUGCCAAGUAUGUGGACAACGUGUCGGACUCUCGCGAUAUCUCGGGCUCGAGUCGGUUCAUGUCCGGUGGAUUUGGCGGUAUCACGUCGCAGCUGGCGAUUUAUCCGGUGGAAACGCUGAAGACGCGGUUGAUGUCGUCGCAGAACGCCAAGACGUCGUUGCAGGGGAAUGCGCUGCUGGCCAAGACGGCCAAGGACAUGUGGGCUGCGGGUGGGCUGAGGACGUACUAUCGUGGUCUGACCGCGGGCUUGAUCGGCGUGUUCCCGUAUUCAGCGAUCGACAUGUCGACGUUUGAAGGGAUCAAGCUGUUCUACAUCAAGUACACGGGCAAGGAAGAGCCGGGCGUGCUAGCGCUGCUGUCGUUUGGGUCCGUUUCAGGCAGCGUGGGUGCUACGACCGUGUAUCCGCUCAACUUGAUUAGAACGCGAUUGCAGGCUGCAGGGACCCCGGCUCAUCCGGCGACGUAUGACGGAUUCUGGGAUGCGGCCAAGAAGACGUACGUCCGCGAAGGAUUCGUUGGCUUUUACAGAGGCUUGGUGCCCACGUUGGCCAAGGUCGUGCCUGCGGUCAGUAUCAGCUAUGUCGUGUACGAGCAGAGCAAGAAGCGUCUUGGUGUUCAGUAG